AAACCAAAGAUGAGCUGGUUUGUUAUUGUCUGCUGCUUCUUUAUACUCCAAAAAGUUGCUUUCGUUGCUUUAUUUGGUGGUAAAUUGAGGAGAUUCUUUAAUUACUCUGAUUGCAUCCAUUGAUGAAACUCACACUCUCCUUCCUUACUUCUGAUGUUGGGUAUUUAUUCUUUGCUUCAUCUGCACUUUUAUAAUUCUCCUUACUAUCAGGUGUGUUACUCCCAUUUCAUCAUUAGAGCAGUUUUUCUUACACAGAUCUCGGUUUCCGCUCCUGCAGAGGGAAGCUUCUGAUUGGAAUGUGAGCCGAAGGUGGAAGGCAGAUUCUUGUUUUUAUUAUCAUUCUGUAUGUGCAUGGUCUCCGCUUUCUAAUUUGCUCCCUCCCUAAAUGUGUUCGGCGGUGCAUGGAUGAUCGAGCAUGGGUACAGCCUGGGAGGGGGGGGGGGCACAUGUAGGAGAAAUUGACUGUUUUAUAUAAAUCCCAUUUCAAAGUGCCAACACUCUCUGCCCUUCUCCCUGUCCUCCCUAUGUGUGCAGUGAAUCAUAUUUGCAGUAGGUGGCGCUCUUCAUUCACCAGCCGACAUUGCUGGCAACCGAAAAAGGCAGCAUGAAGAGGGGGAGGGAAUGAGGCUCAAGCCUUUAUCAUUAGAAACCUCAGAGCAUGAAUUACCUCCACGAAGUCAUCGGCGAGAAUUUACGAGUGGUCUGCAAAACAGUCACAUGAUCGCGGCCCCUCCCUCUCCGUCUCCUCCCUCACCUCCCCCAUGACACACACACACACACACACACACACAUCUACAUCCAACACCCCACCCCCCUAUUUGGACGGCGCAUACAAAGCUAAAAACGAAGUACAGUGCAACGCCAUAAUUCACUAAUACAUCAUAAAUCGUUGAAAGUACCAGGGUUGUAACGACCGGGAGAAAUCUAACAAAUCAGGCCCACCCCCCCCUCCAACACCCCCCCCUUUACAACUCAGCUGUUUGCCUGUAACUCUGUAAAACAACUAAAUGAGUUCCUACUUUGUAAACUCGUUCUCGAACGGUCCCGACUAUCAGCUGCUAAAUUAUGGAGCCAGCAGCGGCGCAAUGAACAGCGGGACGUUCAGGGACUCCUCCUCCGCCACCAUGCACCAUGCGACGGGCUCCUAUGGCUACGGCUACAGCGGCAUGGAUCUGACCGUAUCCAGCCGAGGAGGGGGGGGGGACCGAGCCGCGAGCACCGGAGGACAGUUCGGGGGAGGCUCGGCGGUUGAGUUCUCCAGGGGUUUCGGCUUCAGACAGCCGGCCAGUUGCUCCCUCUCCUCCGGGGGGAGUUCUCUCCUGACAGGCGGCCGUGAGAACAGCAAGCCGGGCGCGCAGAGAUCUCCCACCUCAGAGCGACCAGGAAGCAGCAACCUCAGCUCUCCAAACCUGUCCGCCGCGGCUGGCGGCACGACGCCGCGCUUCACGGAGCUUGAAGACGCUUCGGGAGACAGCGAGGACCUGCUGGACUGCAGAGAUGCCGUCCGUGGGGAUGAUUCACCGGCGCGAUCCAGAGCAGCUGAGAAGCAGGAAGGCGACCCGGCGGGCUCAGCUGCUGGCACCAGGGGCAGUGACGCGCACGCACCUCAGAUUUUCCCCUGGAUGAGAAAACUGCACAUAAGCCAUGAUAUGACGGGCCCGGACGGGAAAAGGGCGCGGACAGCCUACACCCGCUAUCAGACUCUGGAGCUGGAGAAGGAGUUCCACUUCAACCGGUACCUCACGCGGCGGCGGCGCAUCGAGAUUGCUCACGCGCUCUGCCUCACGGAACGACAGAUCAAGAUCUGGUUCCAGAACCGGAGAAUGAAGUGGAAGAAGGACAACAAGCUUAAAAGUAUGAGUCUGGCUCCGGCCGGCGGUGCCUACCAACCCUAGGAGGAAGGGGAAGCUGCUCCUUCAGCUUCGUGUUUGUCUGGGAGGCAAACUGGACAAAAGCGCAAAGAGGUGUCCAAGG
Cyprinodon tularosa is the source of this 1974-nucleotide messenger RNA. Its product is annotated as homeobox protein Hox-B5a-like. Gene Ontology annotation, biological process: regulation of transcription by RNA polymerase II; anterior/posterior pattern specification. Gene Ontology annotation, molecular function: RNA polymerase II cis-regulatory region sequence-specific DNA binding; DNA-binding transcription factor activity, RNA polymerase II-specific. The record is from RefSeq and is a predicted model, not a curated record. Lineage: Eukaryota; Metazoa; Chordata; Actinopteri; Cyprinodontiformes; Cyprinodontidae. Gene Ontology annotation, cellular component: nucleus.